AUGUUCAUUUUUUCUUGUAAUGUGGCUUCAUUAAUCUUCAGGUUAAGUCACCUUGGUGUAACAGAUAAUCAGAAAAGGUGGCUUGUGGUGGGAAUAGCACUCAACAAGAUCCUUGUGCCACAGAUCCGUCCUUUUGUGGAACAAGAGGUUGAUAAAGAAUACAACAAUCUCAAGACAAACCACAGUAUUCACACACAAAGUACAUCUGGUCGUCUUCAAAGGUGGCCUGCAAGAAUUUUAAACUAUGAGAACAUCAAUGGUAACAGUCUUCACACAAAGCUUCCUGGUGGAAAAUACAACUUUUCCUUGUUUGAUUGUAGAGUGUUAUCUCACGUUGACUUUGCCAAGUUGUAUGUUAGAAACUACAUGGCCAAGUUCAGUGCCUUUGAUGACAGUUGCGAUGCAUCAGCUGUGCUAACAUUGCUUGGUGGUGUGCCUGUGUUCUUACCUGUCGUUCAAGCUGCAGCUGGUGAUGUCAUGAAUAUCAGAAAUGACUGGGCGCACUGUGUCUUCAGUAAGUGGGAUCCUUUUAAGUUUCAGCAGAGUUUCAUUGAGAUGGAACACCUGGUGAGAGUCAUGGCUCUACCUGCUGCAGAUGAAGCAAAACUCUUUGACGAACUGAAAGAUUGGGAGACUAAGGGUACUAAACUUUACAUAGAUAAAAUUAAUGAAACAUAUUACCAGUAUGUUUUAGUGUAAUUUGUAUUGUCAACCCUACUGAGAUGAAAUUUGCUGUUUAGCAGUCAAGUUACUCAUUAAUCAUUUAUGCCUAUUCAGGAACACAAUUACCUGUAGGCCGGUAUGAACAUGCCCACCUGAAAAAAAAAAUAGUCUUCUCCCACAAAGAAAAGAAGGCUAAUGCUAGCUACCAUAAAAUUCUGAAAAUAAGCCCCUCCAUGUAUAAGCCCCUCCAAAUUAAUAUAAGCCCCCCAAACUGGUAACGCAAAAAACCCUGCAUUAAAUCGCCCCUCCAAAUACAAGCUCCCCGGAAGCUUGUACUUGGAAAAUUGCCAUCAAAUACAAAGUAAAACAAAGUAAAACAGUGAAUUUACUUCCAACUAUAAGGCUAUCUCAAUCUAUUUUGAAACGCAAAUUUCCCUCGUAGAUAAGCCCCUCCAAAUAUAAGCCACUCAAAAAGGGCCUUUGAAAAAUAUAAGCCCAGGGGCUUAUUUUCGAAUUUUACGGUAUUUUCAGCAGAGAUGAUGUCUUACUCUACCAUCUAAAAUUAUGUUCAAAGGUUGCCUGGAAACAAGAGCUGAUAUUUCUCUGUCAAUUAGUAAAUCAGUGGCUCAGUAAAAUACUGCUUCAGUAAUACUUUAGAAAAAGUCAGAAGUUUGGUUGUUCUUUCCAAAUUUGUUGUAAGGAAUGAUCACCCCAAGUUUGAACAGGGUUUUUAUGUGGCCUGGACCCAACAACAAUAUUGAUACUUCUAAGAAACUGGCUGUUGCUAUUUUAAGUUGACAUUAUACUGUUUAGGCACUGAUAACUUGUCUUUACGGCUUUUUGUUAACAGGCACUCUGCUGUGCAUGAACUCCCCGGUAGACCCCGCAUUGCUUCAUCUUGUCCAGCAAGAAGUCAAAUUUCUACAAGAUCAUGUGAACAACCUGUCUGUAGAAUUUGACCAAGAUAAGAUGGAAGUUCAGCAAGAGCUGCAAAACACUGCCGUAAUUCUUAAAGAGAUGAAACAGAUGGUGGAAAGACUGAAAAUUUUUCAAGGUAAUCUUGCUUGACCCCUCCUCACUCAUUUUCAUGAUACUCAUUCCAUUAUUGCAACACAAAAAUAUUUCCUAGUUAAUGGUUUGUAGCGUUUUGUUUACCUGUCAGAUCAUUUAUAAAUUUUAUGCAUUAUGUUUUGUCAUGUAGCAGAUGCAGAUCAGAGGUUUGGACAAGUCAAAGACCAAGUGCACAGUCUUAAAAGUAAUUUCAAGAUAUUUGUAUUUCUACUCCUGUCAUUAAUGAAACCCCUUCCUCAUUAAUACAUGGCGCUGAUGUUGUGGAAUUACAUGUUGGUUUUGGCAACAAAUUUCCAGCUUUCUUAUGAAGACACGUGUGGUACUGUUGUGUUAGAGAUCAUAAAGGGCCGCGCCUUUAUGAAUGAGAGCUUCGACAUUCAAAUUGUAUGUUAAAAGCGCAAGGCUUGAUUUCUACAAAUAGUCUUUUUUUAUUAGAAUAGUUUCAAAAUGGAACGAUUUACCACGAGACAUAGCAGAGGCUAAAAGCCUUCAUCAUUUACAUAAGCUUCAUCGUUAUCUAUUUAAUAAAUGUGAAACUAGAACCAUGCCUUAAUUAAGGCCUUGAUUUUUGAAUAGUUGUAUUGUAUUUGAUUUUUUUUUUAGCAUUUUCUAUUUCUGUUUGGGAGUUUUAAUAUAGGGCUAACCUCUCAACUCCCUUUUCAAGAUGUCUUUUAAUAUUAUGUUUUUCCUGUAAAUAAGCUUGUUUGAAUCUUGACUAACGUCAGUAUGUUAUGUUAUGUUAAAUUGUAUUCAUUUUUGUGCAUUUUAGAGGAUGCAGAUCAAAGGUUUGGAAGUCUAGAGACUCGCACCAGACAAGUUGAAGACCAUGUGCACAGUCUUAAAGGUAAUUUCGAGAUAAGGCAUUAAUCGCCCUGUUCGCUCUCUUUCCUCCGAAAGAUCAUUGUCUAGCAGUCUGCCAUGUUUCCCUGCCUAAUUGAGGUUUUGCCGACAAAUCUCCAGCUUUCUUAUCAAGAAGACGCGUUUCAUACUGUUGUGUGAAAGAUCGGGAAGAGCCGCGUCUUUUUGAAUGAGCGCUUCGACCUUUUCACAUUGUAAUUGCAUUAGGGUAGACAUAAGUCUUAAAAUUGCCUCCAGCUGCCCACAUCGACUCAUAAUUUGUAUCGCUGAAGAAUAAGAUUACUACCCACCCAACGACUGAUAUGUGAAGGAAUAUUGGUCUCUCUUUUCCGUCCAUUCACGAUAAGCAAUCAGGAGUCAUCAGAACUUGCACAUUGACAUUUUUCUCUUUACUUUUUGUGUUGAGACUUUGAUCGUUGUUGUGCAUAGGAAAGUUAUGAGAUGAAAAACAACACUUAUAAAUUCUUAGACGUUUCUCCUGUUCUUCUAUGUCUCAUGCACAGAAACGAUUCAUGACUGGUCACAAAACAUAACUGCUACGUCAAGUGCUUCUCUUCAAGACCUGUUGGUGCCAUCUGGUAGGCUUGUUGCAGUAAUAACUGAUUUAGGAAAGAAUUUUGGUAAUUAAAUUUUCCAAUGAUAAUUAAUUGAACACAAAAUCAGAACACUCGAGAUAUAGUUAUCAGAGAAAGUUAUAUCAGGCAGGUUAACAUAUAUCUAAAAUGCUUCAAAACUAUAUUCAAGAUUUGUCGUUAUUUUAUUGGGCGUCAACAUUCUGUUAGGCUUUAAGUUGUCGUAGUGUGAAUGCCUGCAAUCUUCCGUGUAUCGACCGGAACAAAUUAAAACACUAGCUUUAAACAAGGGAGAAGUUGACAUCGCGUCACCUUUUGUCGACUGUUAUGCUCACUUUUAACGGGUGCAUACGUUUUUUUUUCAUUUUUUUGAAAUUUCUGUUUUUGUUGUUUUUUUGUUUCGCCCGCAGUUGUUCCAGAGAAGCUUGUCGAACUUAUCAGACGAGACUACAAAGGCGCGGUGCUGUGUCCCUUUCCAUGGUGUGAAGAUGAACUACAACUGAAGCUAUCGAACAUCUUUACAAGAUUGCAGAUAGUUAGUAGAACAAAAGAACGUUCAAAACUUACGCAUUCCACCGUCAAUAUGACAGACGUGUUCAAGCCGCACCCAGAGUGUUACAAUCCAAGAGUGGUGAUGAUCGAGGGGAAUCCUGGGAUGGGCAAAACUACGUAUUGUCAAAAGCUGGCAUAUGAUUGGUCCGUGGGGGAGAUUCCACCUGACGCUUCGUUUCCUGAAGUGAAGAUAUUGCUCCUAUUGAAGUGCCGUGACAUGCACAUGAAGACCGCUAACAUCGAGGAAGCUAUUGCUGAUCAGCUUCUACCACAUGAUGCAAGCAAGAAGGAAAAGGAAGGCUUCUUUCACUUUAUUCGCUCAAAUCAGUCGAAAAUAUUACUGGUUCUCGAUGGUUUUGACGAACUGCGCGAGGAUCUGGUGCAGGGUUUUCUGCCUUUAAUUCAAGGCAAAGUCUUUGCUAAUGUGUACCUCAUGUUAACAGCUCGACAUGAAGCUGGAAUGAAAGUGAGACGAUAUUGUGACACGCUUCUUGAAAUUGUUGGCUACACCCAAGAUGACGUUGAAAGUUACAUAAAGAAGUAUUUCAGCAGCCACGAGAAUAAAAACCUUGCAGAUAAAGUGAUAGAACAGCUAUGCCGAGACAAAAAGCUUCGAGAAUUAACGGUUAAUCCCCUUAAUACUGCUUUGCUUUGUCUUCUCUGUGAAGAAACAGGAGGAGUGUUUCCUUCCAAAAAGAAAAAGUUGUACGAUGGCCUUGUAUCUUGCGCUCUAAGAACACAUUUUGCAAAAAAUUGUAUUUUCUUGGGUGACGAAGAUCCCAUUGAACGAUGUACGAAUGAGCUGAAUCUUUUGGGGAAAAUGGCAUUUGAGGCUCUGCUAAAAAAUCAGUUGCAUUUUAAUGAAGACGAAAUGAAAUCCCAAACCAAUGCGAAUUUCUUACAGUUGCCGUUUCUGUCCCGUGAGCCAAGUGUGAGCAAAAUCAAACCAACGCCAUGCUUCGCGUUUACUCACAAAACAUUUCAAGAAUACUUGGCGGCGUUUUAUUUGGCCCAUCAGCUGUUAUCAGGUGACAAAGAGAAUGAGAGACUGUUGGAUGAACUCAGUCCUAUUGACAAUUGGCAGGUGUGGGAAUUUCUCAUCUCACUGGUGUCAACCGAGAGUGGUGAAGUAGCGGUAAAUGUUGUGUCUCGGCUUUGUGAUUUCCUCCGGAGCAAGAAACUUCAAGGUGUGAUCGAUGCUGAUGUGGAUUUGGAUGUUGAAGUAUUUGAAGAGAAACCGCACGACUGGGCUAAAUAUUUAACAGAAUGGAGCAAGGAUGAAAUACUGCUAUGCCAUGUCGUGAAUAAAACACUUGGUGUCAUUGCUGAGUGUGAAGAAGAUGAUAACGAACUAAAGGAUUACCAGAAGGAAAUGGUAAAUGUACUGUCGCACUGCCUUCCUUUAAAGAAAUUCGAACUUACACCAAGUACUGGUGCCUGCCGUGUGCACCGCCAGUUUCUAAACUCAAACGAUACGUUGACAGAUCUACUGCUGAACAGUGCGUUAGAUCCGUUACUGUUAGCAACAAUUAAACAUGGUUCACAUUCCAAGAACAACUUGGUUCAUUUCAAUUUAAGCAACGAAAUGUAUAGCUAUUCUACGGUAUCUUCACAGCGUGCGUCGUUUCAUUCCUUCUCAAAUCUUCAUCAAUCGUUUAAAGAGCUUCUCUUAGAGGCUGUCCAACCAAAUAGUUUCCUCACGCAUUUUAACCUUGACAGCAUCUGGAUCUCUAUCAGUGGAGCCCGAGCAAUUGCAGAGUUUCUUCAAACAAAUCGUUCUUUGACUCAUCUUAAUCUGCGCAAUGCCAUGAUCCGUGACGAAGGAGCCACAGCACUCGGGAACGCUCUUCAGUCGAACUGCACGUUGACGCAUUUGAGUCUUCCGGAAAAUUGGAUCGGUGUUGUGGGAACUGAAGAAUUAGCGACGAGUCUCCAGUCGAAUUCUGCGUUAAUAUAUUUAGACCUGAGUUACAAUGUUGGCAGCGACGCAGUCGCCUCGGCGUUGUCCGAAGCUGUGGAAUCCAACUGCGCACUCCAGUACUUGGAUAUAAGCCAAAGAGUGGGCAGCUCUAGAAUGAUUGGCCCCGAGGGAGGAUCAGCCCUUGCAAGAGCUCUGCUAUUUAAUUGUAGACUGACUUAUUUAAAUCUAUACCAUAAUGAUAUUGGUGACACAGGAGCGGCAUCUCUUGGGGAGGCUCUUCAAACAAACAGCACUUUGACGGAAUUAAACCUUGGGGAUAACCAGAUCGAAGAUAGGGGAGCAGUAGCUCUUGGGAAGGCACUGCUUUCAAAUCGCUCUUUGACCCAUUUAAGACUAGAUUGUAACGUCGAUAUCGGCUAUUUGGGUGUGGCAGCCAUUGCAAAGGCACUUCAAUCAAAUGAUAGUCGAUUAACCCAGUUAGAUCUGGGUUUUAACUUCAUCAGCUCCCAAGGUGCAACCGCUAUUGCAUCGGCUCUCCACACAAACAAUUCCCUUACACAUUUAGGUCUGUGGGAUAAUGGCAUCACGUCUUCUGGUGCUGCCGCAAUUGCUAAGGCACUACAAUCAAACCGUACAUUAACUCAUGUGGAUCUGAGAGAAAAUGGUAUUAGUGAUUCAGGGGCGACAGAAUUAGCACGCGUUAUUGAGAAUCAUAACAACACUUUGGUCUAUUUAGACCUUAGGGCUAACUAUUCAAUAGGUUCAGCAGGAAGAGAACGCCUUGAACAUGUUGAUCAGACGAAGUGUAUCGUGAAGUACAAGGGUUGGCCGUAGAUUAUUAAUCUCCAGGGAAAUUUGCGAAAUUGUUCAUACUUCGGUUCUUUAACAGAGUCAGAUUUAUACGUAUUGAUAUGUUUAUACCAUUGUAGAAGACACCGAUCUUAUUAACUGAACUAGCCUGUCAGUUAUGGCGUGACAAAACACAACUUAUAGAGCGGGCGCAGAAUGAAUGCACAUAUGAACUAGCGCUUUGAAGGAUAACUAUGAUGUUCUAACAAUAUUACAAUGUUGUACCUGGCUUUCGUAAGUAAUUAAAAUUGUUAAGUGAAUUACAUAAAGAAAUAACAGCAACAACUAAUUUACCCAGAGUAAAAGAAUCAUCAGGCAAACCAAUGCAAAAUAGCUCGAUCAACAGGUAUGGCAACCCAAAUGGAACUCGAGGUUAUUUUGGCGGGAAAUCGCAUAGCCACCAGCGUCUUGUAAAGUAGAGACAGCUUAAGAGUCAAUAAAGAC
Molecule: messenger RNA, 6930 nt
Organism: Porites lobata
Lineage: Eukaryota; Metazoa; Cnidaria; Anthozoa; Scleractinia; Poritidae
Source: the annotation of a GenBank genome assembly